UAAACGACACCGACGAUGACAGCCUUGUCGAUAAAAUAUUGGAAGGACACGGUCACUAUGCACUAUUUGGUGAAAAAUACCGCAGCGAAGUGUAACGCCGACAUAAACGAAAACUACACCAUUAUGUUCGAGUUCAAAAGUAUUGAAAAUAUUUUACUAUCAUUGGUACUAAUUUCGCCAGUAUUUAGUCAUGUGUACUUGAACACCUCGCUGGGCCUCGUGAAGGGGACAGUGAUGCUCAGUCGUAAUGGUAACCCAUUCUAUGCAUUUUUAGGAUUACCUUAUGCUCAUCCACCUGUAGGAGAUCUGAGAUUUACAAAUCCCAUUCCAUAUACCAUUCCCUGGCACGACGAAUACGAUGCAACCAAACAAGCAUCAUUUUGCAUACACUCGCGGUUGAAUUUUGUUAUCGAAGGCUCCGAAGACUGUUUAUAUUUGAACGUGUACACACCACAGUUACCAUCGAAAAAUACCACCAAAUUACCGGUAUGGUUUUACAUUCAUCCUGGAAGGAGGCUUUUUGGAGACCCUUCCACUCAACGAUGGGGUCCUCACUACAUUAUGGACGAACCGGUGAUCUUUGUAACUGCAGCAUAUCGACUCAAUUCUUUCGGCUUUUUGAGCAUGGAAGAUGAUGUGAUACCGGGUAAUUUCGGAUUAAAAGAUCAAGCAGCUGCGUUACUUUGGAUUCAGAGAUACAUAUCUGAUUAUGGAGGCGAUCCUGAUCGAGUCACCAUCUCAGGCGAAAGCUCAGGAGGGGUUGACGUCAGUUUACAUUUAUCUUCUCCUCUAUCUCAGCCAUUAUUCCAUCGAGCCAUCAUGCAGAGCGGAUCUCAUUUAAACUACCGGACGGUGGUGAAAUCAGGAGGCUCUAGAAGACAAGCCUGGAAACUAGCAUCAGUCGUUGGAUGUAAUAAACCAUACAUAAAAACUUCGGAAGACUUGCUCAACUGUCUGCGUACGAUCCCUGCGCCAUUGCUGACUAUCUCGAUUUUUUUCAUGAUGCACGACUACAUUUUACCACACACGUAUUUUGGAAUAGUUAUUGAAAAUUCGAACUCAGAAGGAGCUUUUCUCACCUUGCAUCCGAUACUGGAAAUGCAAAAUCCUUCCAAUAAAACCAUCAUGAUGGGCACAAAUACGAACGAAGGUCAUCAAAAAGCGAUCGCUAUAUUCUCACCACCUUAUCCAGGCAAAAAACUCAAACUCAAAAUUAGAGAUCAUUUUUUGGACGAUUACCAGCGCUUGUUUCCAAUUUUAUUUGGUUUUGAUCAUUUGCCAAAUCGGAUAGUUGUGAUGGAAGAAAUAAAAUUGAAAUAUUUUUCAGAAAAACCAUUGAAGAAAUCGUAUCAUGGAAUCGCAACGGCUUUUGGAAUCUGUACAGUACAGCUCAAUAUGAUUGAAUCUGCUCUGCAAUACAAAGGUCCCAAAUACUUUUACCAUUACGAUCACUUGAAUAUAAUCAGCUAUAAAAAAAUGUACGAUGUCCAGUACAAUCUACAUACCAACGAAUCCAUGGGAGUAGUUCAUGGAGAGGAAUUCAGAAGUAUCUUCCACCAAGAAAUCAUGUUUCCACCCGUUCUUGAUGGAGAAGACAGAAUAGUUUCAGAGCGAGUCGUCAAGUUGUGGAGUAACUUCGUGGCAUAUGGGAAUCCAAAUGGGCUAUCCGGAGAACAAAUUUGGAAACCAGUGACAACUUCAGAUUUAGAAUACCUACACAUUUCCACAUCACAUCUCACAAUGAAAACCAGACCGUUUUGGGACGAGUAUAUAUUUUUCAAACGACUGGGAAAUCCGCCGUUGAUGAACUUGACCAUAUACGAGACAUUAUUUUCGCAAAAUGAGAUCCAUUCUGAAUCAUGAUAAUCAGUCUAUCGAACGAAUCCAAUUCAUUUCACAGAAAAUACUCCAUUCUGUUUAGCAUUCUUUUUCCUCAUUCGUUAAAAAUAUUCAUCAAAAAUAAAAUGUUAAGAGCUUUUA
Planococcus citri (citrus mealybug) is the source of this 1980-nucleotide messenger RNA. RefSeq names its product juvenile hormone esterase-like. The record is from RefSeq and is a predicted model, not a curated record. NCBI's taxonomy places the organism in Eukaryota, Metazoa, Arthropoda, Insecta, Hemiptera, Pseudococcidae. The transcript is spliced from 10 exons. Bases 16 to 1863 code for a protein of 615 amino acids.